CACCACAGCGCUUCUGAUGGACAGCAGAGCUGGCACUCUUUAACCCCACCAUCGCAUCGCACCGCUCCCCAUUUCCGCCAUGGCAGCGGCCGACAGCACGACCUCCCUGCCAGGCGCCGACUUCUUCCUGAAGGGAGAAAGUGGGCGCAACACGCGAGGCCUGCUGCGAUUCCUCAUCCUGCUCACCAUUGCCGCUGCAGCUGUCGCCGCUCGACUCUUCUCCGUCAUCCGAUUUGAGAGCAUCAUUCACGAAUUCGAUCCGUGGUUCAACUUCCGCGCAACAAAAUAUCUCGUCGCCAAUGGCUUCUACAACUUCUGGGAUUGGUUUGACGACCGAACAUGGCAUCCUCUGGGUCGUGUCACCGGUGGCACGCUCUACCCAGGCCUCAUGGUCACCUCCGGCGUCAUCUACCACAUCCUUCGAUUCCUCACCCUUCCCGUCGACAUUCGAAACAUUUGCGUCUUGCUCGCACCCGGCUUCUCCGGCUUGACGGCAUUCGCAUCCUACCUCUUCACCUCCGAAAUGAGCGACAGCCCCUCGGCCGGUCUUCUGGCAGCAAUCUUCAUGGGCAUUGCACCUGGCUAUAUCAGCAGAAGUGUUGCGGGUUCAUACGAUAACGAGGCUAUUGCCAUCUUCCUCCUCGUCUUCACCUUCUACUUGUGGAUCAAGGCAGUCAAAGUCGGUAGCAUUAUGUGGGCUGGACUUUGCGCACUGUUCUACGGAUACAUGGUCAGCGCUUGGGGUGGAUACGUCUUCAUCACAAACUUGCUGCCACUGCACGCGUUCGUUCUGAUCCUCAUGGGACGCUUCAGCCCGCGCUUGUACGUGAGCUACACAACUUGGUAUGCUCUGGGCACGUUGGCCAGCAUGCAGAUUCCUUUCGUUGGAUUCUUGCCGGUCAGGAGCAGUGACCACAUGGCAGCCCUUGGAAUCUUCGGCCUCAUCCAGCUGGUUGCAUUCGCCUACUACAUCCGAGCUCAGCUCCCGUCGAAGCAGUUCCAGACGCUGCUCUGGGCUUCGGUCUUCAUCGUGUUCGGUCUGGCAUUUGGCGGCCUGGUCCUGCUUACAGUCUCGGGCACCAUCGCACCAUGGAGCGGACGUUUCUACUCACUUUGGGACACUGGCUACGCAAAGAUUCACAUUCCCAUCAUUGCAUCGGUGUCUGAGCAUCAGCCUACCGCGUGGCCAGCUUUCUUCUUCGAUUUGAACAUGCUGAUCUGGUUGUUUCCAGCUGGUGUCUACAUGUGCUUCCGCACGCUCAAGGAUGAGCAGGUCUUCGUUGUCAUCUACGCGGUCCUGGCCAGCUACUUCGCCGGAGUCAUGGUCCGUCUGAUGCUCACGUUGACCCCAAUUGUCUGUGUGUCAGCAGCCAUUGCGCUCAGCCAGAUCCUGGACACGUUCCUCAUCGCUUCUCAACCUGAAGAGCCAGCUGAGUCAAAGACCAAUGGUAGCGCCAAAGGACCUUCGAAGGAGAAGGACACGCUCGCUUCUGUCCUUCCCGAGGCACUCCGCGCCACGAAGGCCCCUCUGGUGGGUAUCUACAGCUACCUGUCCAAGUCACUGAUCACUGGAUUCAUCACCACUUAUCUUCUCCUCUUUGUGCUCCACUGCACUUGGGUGACAUCGAACGCAUACUCCUCGCCAUCCGUGGUGCUGGCCUCGAGGUUGCCCGAUGGAAGCCAGCACAUCAUCGAUGACUACCGUGAGGCUUACUACUGGUUGCGUCAAAACACCAAGCAGGACGCCAAGGUCAUGAGUUGGUGGGAUUAUGGCUACCAGAUUGGUGGUAUGGCUGACAGGCCGACACUCGUCGACAACAACACUUGGAACAACACACACAUUGCCACUGUUGGCAAGGCCAUGUCGAGCAGAGAAGAGGUUUCUUAUCCUAUCAUGAAGCAACAUGAGGUUGACUACGUCUUGGUCGUCUUCGGUGGUCUUCUCGGAUACUCUGGCGAUGACAUCAACAAGUUCUUGUGGAUGGUCAGAAUCGCAGAAGGUAUCUGGCCGGACGAGGUCAAGGAACGUGAUUUCUUCACCGCUCGUGGCGAGUACCGAGUUGAUGAGGAGGCUACGCCAACAAUGAAGAACUCGCUCAUGUACAAGAUGAGCUACUACAACUACAACUCCCUGUUCCCAGCAGGACAGGCCACUGACAGAGUACGUGGAGCUCGUUUGCCCGCAACCGGGCCAGAGCUUUCCACGCUCGAGGAAGCAUUUACCAGUGAGAACUGGAUCAUCCGAAUUUACAAGGUCAAGGACUAUGACAACCUUGGCAGAAGUCACCAGGAAGCAGUUGCCUUUGACAAGGGCAACAAGAGAAAGAAAGCAGGCAAGCGCAAAGGACCGCGCGUCUUGCGGGUUGACUAGACAUAUCAAAAGCAAUCCUGUAUCUUGUAGAGUAUUCAAUAGAAACAGUCAGUCAGUCUGCACACUUCCGCCUUGCCAAGCAACCCGAGGCCCCUGCAUGGAUUGGACUUUCAC
Cercospora beticola is the source of this 2485-nucleotide messenger RNA. It is a transcript of the gene STT3, whose product is annotated as dolichyl-diphosphooligosaccharide--protein glycosyltransferase subunit STT3. Gene Ontology annotation, molecular function: dolichyl-diphosphooligosaccharide-protein glycotransferase activity. Gene Ontology annotation, biological process: post-translational protein modification. The record is from RefSeq and is a predicted model, not a curated record. NCBI's taxonomy places the organism in Eukaryota, Fungi, Ascomycota, Dothideomycetes, Mycosphaerellales, Mycosphaerellaceae. Gene Ontology annotation, cellular component: membrane.